CUAAUUUAAAUACUGAUAAAGGUGGUCGCUGUCUUGUCCCCGGUAGAGUUUAGUGGUUCACUCGUGGUUCUCGCAGAACCGUAGCGAUAAGAUCAGGGAUAAAAUGAAGUUGCGUAACGUAACAGCGCCGUCUCGCAACUAGGUAUGCACAGUCCGGAAAUGCUGAGACCUUGAAGUUAAGAGUCAAACCGUAGUCGCACUACGUGCCUGCCUCGGGGCGUUUUGGCGUCCUUCGUGUCGUGCGGUGCCGGUGUCGCGCACACCCGCUGCAUUGAAAGCUUGGCUCGCUGUGUAGUGUCGGACGCAACAGAAAGUGAAACCUUCCAAGGAUGGCGUCCAAGCGUAACCUUAAAGGAACAACGCCGGGGAAGAAACCAGAGGAAAAGAGAUACAGCCAGUUUCCAAGGGACUCCAUUAGCUUGUUCGCAGAAUCUAAUGGAAUAACCGGCGUUUCGGACCAAGCCCUUAGCCUCCUCACUGAAGAUGUUAAUUAUAGACUUCGCGAGCUAGCCCAGAACUGUGGCCAGUGCAUGCGGCACGCUAAAAGGCGCAAGCUAACUUGCAAUGAUGUGGAGCGGGCUCUACGCUGGAGUGAUUCACAGCCCUCUUAUGGAUGCAGUGGAGAUGAUCCGCUUCCGUUUCGGCACAUCCGAGAGGCUGAUGUCUUCUGCACAGAUGACAGCAUGGUGGACUUGGCUGACGAGUUGGACUCGCCCCUUCAACUUGACCUGCCACCGGAGCCAAGUGUCCAUGGACGUUGGCUGGUUGUGGAAGGUGUGGCAGUUGAACCAGACCUCAACCAGCCUGGUGGUGCAGUCCAAGGAACGGAUGGCAGCAAAGCUAUUCACACGGACGUCAAUGUCACCCACAUGCAGUACUACGAGGAAAUCACCAAGGCACUGCUGGGCAGCGACAAGCAGCUUGUCGAUGUUGCCUUGGAAGAUCUGGCCACUAACUCCUGUCUGAGCCCACUGCUGCCAUAUUUGGUGCACUUUGUCUCGCUUGGGGUUCGCAAGCUUAGUCACGACCUUGCCAGCCUGGACCGGUUACUGCAUGCCAUUGGCGCCUUGGCCCAGAACACCUCGCUGAAUUUGGAUACCCUACCCUAUCCGACCAUGGUGGUGCAAGCGCUUCUUUUUUGCCUGCUGGAGCCACUGGCUGCUGCAAUCAACCCAGCCAAUGACCACUGGGCAUUGAGGGAUAAUGCCGCACAGCUGCUUGCUGCAUUGCUCAGGUGA
This is a messenger RNA of Rhipicephalus microplus (southern cattle tick), 1238 nucleotides long. RefSeq names its product TAF6-like RNA polymerase II p300/CBP-associated factor-associated factor 65 kDa subunit 6L. Gene Ontology annotation, biological process: RNA polymerase II preinitiation complex assembly; transcription initiation at RNA polymerase II promoter. Gene Ontology annotation, cellular component: SAGA complex; SLIK (SAGA-like) complex; transcription factor TFIID complex. The record is from RefSeq and is a predicted model, not a curated record. Lineage: Eukaryota; Metazoa; Arthropoda; Arachnida; Ixodida; Ixodidae. Gene Ontology annotation, molecular function: RNA polymerase II general transcription initiation factor activity; protein heterodimerization activity; transcription coactivator activity.